AUGGAAGAGAAGUCCAGCAGCGAACACUACGAUGCGGUCAAAUCGACAAGCACGCAAACCGAAAAAUCCUGCCAUAUCCUUGGGGCACCAGGUAUAUGGGAGGCUACCCAUGACGACGCCCAAGCUGCAAGUACCCACGAGCACUCCCUCGGUAUCCUCACUGCCCUCAGCUCAUACAAAUGGGCGGUCUUUUGGUCCCUUCUUAUAUCAAUGUCAAUCAUCAUGGAAGGCUACGACACCAUUCUGAUUGGAUCCUUAUAUGCCUAUCCAAGUUACGCCCGUCGCUUCGGAGACCUAGAUCCCUCAACAGGUCAAUACCAGAUUUCCGCAAAAUGGCAAAGCGCAAUGGGCAGCGGUCCUCAGGUCGGUGCCAUUAUUGGUGCCCUCGUGAAUGGAUGGUUGAUACAACGCUUUGGCUUUCGCCCGGCAUUUAUGCUCGGUGUCACACUCAUGACAGCGUUCUGUUUUAUUUCCUUCUUCGGUACGAGUGUCGAGCUCCAGGCGAUUGGACAGAUAUUCUGCGGUAUUCCAUGGGGUAUAUUCGCGACCAUAGGCCCCGCGUACGCUUCCGAGCUGUGUCCUCUUCCUCUUCGUGCGUAUCUCACGGCUUAUGUGAACAUGUGCUUUGCGGCUGGCCAGAUUAUCGGUGCUGGUGUUCUACAAAGCUUCAUUGAUCGGACUGAUGAUUGGGCAUGGCGCAUCCCCUUUGCUCUCCAAUGGAUAUGGAUUCCUAUAUUGUUCACUGCAUCUAUCUUCAUGCCCGAGUCCCCUUGGUAUCUAGUUCGACAGGGCAGAUACGCUGAAGCGGUGAAAACUGCAUCCUCUCUAAUGUCGAAGCACGAAAAGCUACAUGCAAGACAAUUGGUAGCAUUGAUGAUUCAGACAGACAACCUUGAACGCAAUAUCUCAGAAGGAACGCAAUACUGGGAUUGUUUUAAAGGAAUGGACCUCCGUCGUACGGAAAUCGCAUGCGUUACCUUCAUCGGUCAAGUUACUUGUGGAGCUCAAUUUGCAUUUUCAGCUACAUACUUCUUCCAACAGGCUGGUCUCAGUUCUGACGAUUCUUACAAGUUGAAUCUAGGUGGUACCGGUAUUGCCCUUUGCGGUACUCUUAUCUCUUGGUUCAUGAUGAAACGAAUCGGUCGGCGCAGCCUUUACCUGACAGGCAUGGUGUUCAUGAGUAUGUGGCUUCUCAUAAUUGGCGGCUUAGCCGUUGGCGAGAGCAAUUCUUCAGUCAAAUGGGUCCAAUCAGCCCUCUGUCUUGUUUGGCUGCUCACAUUUUCCUUGACUGUCGGCCCGGUAGGCUGGAUCGUUCCAGCAGAAGUUUCAUCCACCCGUUUGAGAUCCAAAACGGUGGUGUUAGCUCGCACUUGCUAUUAUAUAGCACAGAUCAUUGCCAGCCUCAUGCAACCUUACAUGAUGAAUCCGACCAGCUGGAACUGGAGAGGCAAGACUGGCUUCUUCUGGUUUGGCUUUGCGACCAUGACUGCACUGUGGGCGUUUUAUCGCCUUCCAGAGACCCAAGGCCGCAGCUAUGAAGAGCUUGAUGUGAUGUUUAAUACGAAGGUCCCGACGAGAAAGUUCAAGAAUUAUCAUGUGGAUGUCUAUGAGUACGAUGAUGAAAAGGACCUAAAAGAAGUUUAG
Molecule: messenger RNA, 1644 nt
Organism: Penicillium odoratum
Lineage: Eukaryota; Fungi; Ascomycota; Eurotiomycetes; Eurotiales; Aspergillaceae
Exons: 3
Coding region: 1-1644 (547 amino acids)
Biological process (GO): carbohydrate transport; transmembrane transport
Cellular component (GO): membrane
Molecular function (GO): carbohydrate:proton symporter activity
Source: RefSeq, a predicted model, not a curated record